This is a messenger RNA of Penaeus indicus, 354 nucleotides long. RefSeq lists its product as uncharacterized. The transcript is spliced from 3 exons. Lineage: Eukaryota; Metazoa; Arthropoda; Malacostraca; Decapoda; Penaeidae. The record is from RefSeq and is a predicted model, not a curated record. The coding region runs from base 1 to 354 and encodes 117 amino acids.
AUGGAAAACAUCGAAAUCAAGAAAGUCCAAGAAUUUAAAUAUCUGGGGUCAACAAUGGACAGAGAUGGAGACAUUCACACGGAAAUCAAGGGCAAGGUAUACAGAACUUGCGUGAGACCAGCCAUGAUGUACGGCCUAGAACUAAUCCCCCUCACGAAAGCUGCUGAAAGCAAAAUGGAGGUAGCAGAGAUGAGAAUGCUGCGUUUCUCGCUGGGGCUGACGAAGUUAAAUAGCGUCCCAAACGCGGAAGUUAGAAAGCAGCUGCAAACUAGAAGAUUUGGGGAUAAGCUAAGAGAAAAUUGGCUGAGGUGGUUCGGGCAUGUAAAAAGGGGACCAGAGGACUACGAGCAGUAA